AUGUCUAACCUGACGUCAGAUGAGGACGAGGAAUUCCCACUGAGUGUAACUAUUCCCAGUGGGGUUGUUAUUUUGGCACUCAUUUUCUUUGCAAUAUUCGGUAAUGUGAUGACGAUUGCGGCAUUCGUCAAAGACAAAGGUCUGAGAAGCGUCUACAAUAUGUAUCUCGUUAAUCUGGCUGUAACAGAUCUGAUGCUUGGACUUAUAAGCAUGCCUUUUUACGCAGUGUAUACCCUCAGAUCCUAUUCGUGGCCUUUUGGUUACCAUUUUUGCAAGAUUUAUUUGGUAAUAGACUUUACAUUGUGUCUGGAGUCCAUUCUUACAAUUAUAAUCAUCAGUUUAGAUCGCUUAUUACUUCUGAAAUACGGCCCCCUUUACCACCAGAGGGAGACGUCAAAGGUAGCAAUCGUGAAGAUUUCUUUGUCCUGGAUCGUGGCUGGUUCCCUGUACACGCCGGCAAUAAUCGGUUGGGACCUUUGGACCGGAGAAGACGCCGUGGAGCCGGGGGAUUGUCAUAUCCAGUUUGCUUACGACCUCGCUUUCACGACAACAACAGCUGUCAUCGAAUUUGUCAUACCUUUCUUUGCUAUAGAUGUGAUCAAUUUGCUUAUAUACAUUGAAGUCAGAAGUAGAACAAAAUACAGAACAUCUAUGAACAGGACUGAUGUCGUCAGGACCCGGAAGGACAUGAAAGCGGCCCGUUUUUUGGCAAUGUUGGUAAUCGUAUUUGGAGUGACCUGGGGACCGUACACCAUAACGACCAUUAUCAUCUCGUUUUGUGAAUCAUGUGUCAACGAGCACUUGUAUACUGUAUUCAUUUGGUUGCUGUGGUCAAAAGCAUCGUUAAAUCCUCUUCUAUAUGCCUACAACAGUGUUAGAUUCCUGAAGAAUUUCGAGGAGAUGUUGUUCUGUCAAACCAAGACACAUCGGAACGGCGAUUCCGUUUUCAGUAUAUCUUCAAAGGACAAGACAAAAGAGCGCACAUUCUAG
Molecule: messenger RNA, 990 nt
Organism: Ostrea edulis (European flat oyster)
Lineage: Eukaryota; Metazoa; Mollusca; Bivalvia; Ostreida; Ostreidae
Product: histamine H3 receptor-like
Exons: 1
Coding region: 1-990 (329 amino acids)
Biological process (GO): G protein-coupled receptor signaling pathway, coupled to cyclic nucleotide second messenger; chemical synaptic transmission; adenylate cyclase-inhibiting G protein-coupled acetylcholine receptor signaling pathway
Cellular component (GO): synapse; dendrite; membrane
Molecular function (GO): G protein-coupled serotonin receptor activity; G protein-coupled acetylcholine receptor activity
Source: RefSeq, a predicted model, not a curated record